UCCAGUUCUUCAAACGGUGAAAAUUCAAGACACAUUCUCUCAUUAAGAUUUCAUCUCUUUGACAAUCAGAUGGCCGAGAAGCCUAAAGUACAUGACCUUCCAGUAGAGUCAUCCAAACAUGGUCUAAGCACCACUGGUCCCAAAUACACUCUGGAUAAAAGGUUGAAAUCGCAUCUUAACGAAGAAAACAUUUCUUCACUUGAUGCGUCAGUUGGUGAGCAGAGGCAAAGAGACUCCAGAUUUAAUGAUCCGAACGAAUCCGAGAAAAUCAGAGCCGUUGAGGUUCUUCAACAAAUGGACAGCCUCCAACGCCAAGCAUUUCUAAAAGGAAUUUCAGGAAACUGGUUAAAGAAAGAACUUCUUACGGACUCGUGGAAAAAUUUAAAGAGCUGCUCUGAGUCUGAAGACAAAGGAGAAAAAGACGUGGACAUAAAGGGGAAGAAGCAAGUUAUAACUAACACGGAAUACAGUGAAGUAUUGGAUCAAUACUUGCCCGAUCACAUAAAGGCAGAGUACCACGUUUUGGAGCAUGUUCAGGAUAUGCCUAAUUCUGUGACGAAGAUUCAGUUGUCAAAACUUGAUCCUCGAAUUGCAAAUUUUAUAUCUCUUAUUCGCAAUAACAACAUGAUGAAGCAACAAAUCAUGGGCUUAGGGUACGAUGCAACAUCAUUGACGAAGGAUAUAUAUGCAAAGGAAGAUCCACUGUAUUCAUGGUAUCAAUGCCUUCAAUGUGAGCUUGAACCAAUUGAAGCUGAGUCCAAAGAAUACUCCAUGAUUAAGACAUAUCUACAGAACACUGACACAGAAGUAUCUUAUAAACUUAAUAAUAUAUUUAGGGCUUCGAGGCAAGGUGAAAGUGAACGUUUUGAAAAGUUCUCUGGCACAAAAAAUAGAAUGCUUUUGUGGCAUGGUUCUCGACUGACAAACUGGGCUGGCAUAUUAUCACAAGGUUUACGGAUUGCUCCUCCAGAGGCACCUGUAUCAGGUUGUGAUUUUGGGAAGGGUGUUUAUUUUUCCGAUAUGUUUUCCAGAAGUGUGGGUUAUUGUGUGGCAAACAGCAAAUCUCCAGAUGCUGUGUUACUUUUGUGUGAGGUUGCACUGGGUGAUAUGAACGAGCUUCUGACUUUGGAUUGCAACGCUGACAAGUUACCUAAGGGAAAGCUCAGCACAAAAGGAGUUGGUAAAAUUGCACCCGACUUAUCAGAAGCACAGGUUCUGGAAGAUGGUGUAAUUGUUCCACUUGGAUUGCCCAAAGAGCAAUCUUAUCCCAUGGUUGCAUGCAGGCAUAACGAGUACAUAGUGUAUAAUGUAGAACAGAUUCGGAUGCGUUAUGUUGUUCAUGCUAAAUUCUGCUAUACUCAUGAGGGAUAAACUUAAAAAUUUUCCAGUUUCAAGGAAGAUCAUGCCCAAUUCGGUUUAGAAGUUUGAACUGUAAAAGUAAAACCAUAUUGUAUACUUAUAAAGUCAUUUCAAUCAUUUUUAAAUAUUGCAAACGAGUUAUGUCAAUGUCAUGUAGAAUUUCUUAUAUCAUGGACUGUCAUCAAUGAUUAUAUUAUUUCACAUACAGUAUAAGGUUCGCCUUGUGAUGUUUUAUGGUUCACUUCGCUGGGAUUGAUAGCUGAUUCAAUAUCAAUUCGUCACAAAUUAAGCCCAGAAAAGAUA
Pistacia vera is the source of this 1662-nucleotide messenger RNA. Its product is annotated as poly [ADP-ribose] polymerase 2-like. Bases 70 to 1371 code for a protein of 433 amino acids. Lineage: Eukaryota; Viridiplantae; Streptophyta; Magnoliopsida; Sapindales; Anacardiaceae. The record is from RefSeq and is a predicted model, not a curated record. The transcript is spliced from 12 exons. Gene Ontology annotation, molecular function: NAD+ poly-ADP-ribosyltransferase activity.